AGGCUACAGACUUUACAGCUUGAUUAGCUCUGCCUUUUCGGCAGUCUACCUGUCCAGACUGCGCAUGCGCCAGAACACAACAGGCUCCUCCCCUCUGACAGUGAGCCAUGUGGCUAUCGUUGGUAAAUAAAUGCUAAAUGUUCACUUCCGCUUGAAUAUUCUGCGAAAGCUCUGUCCUCCUCAUUGCUGCCCCGGCGGACAUAAUGUCGGCGGGCGUCGUGAACUUGCAGGCGCAGGUGGAGUCGGUGCUGGGGGCGCUGGUCAAGGCGGCUUCUGUGGAGCUCGUCAAACUGUUCGAGAGCAGAUACCGAGCCUCGGCCGUGGAUGUGGGCCGCACCGGACCCGGAGGAGGGGGAGCGGAGCAAAGCGGAGACUUCGAGAGUCUGUUCUGUGUGUCGAGUUUGGACAGCAAACGCAGCAUCGGUGUUCAGGUGGAGGAGGACAUCUGUCCGCCGCUGGAGCUCGACUCCACUCUUCUCCAUGAUGUUGGGUGUUUCAGCGAUUCCAGUGAGCAGCUGGUGGAGGGGUGUGUCAUCACUGCCCCAGAGACCCUCCUGGAUGAAGACCCUCUUCGUGCCGACUGCGAGUGGGCGCCUCCGAAUGAGAUUUUUGCAGACACUGUGGAUCCAGUGGAGUCCAGCGUCCUUGAGCCCGAAUCUCCAGCUGCUCAGACAGAAAUGUUGAAUGAGACAAAUACUGAGACAUUGCUGUGCCAGUCAACCCAAAGUUCACCUGCUGAAUUAAAGCUUCUUGUGCUUAAACCAGAUCCAUAUGAGGCCUCCUCUGGGGAGAAGGUGAAGUUUGUUUGUCCGUUAAUCCUUAAACCUGACUCCAUCGUUCCCAAAGCCAACCUUUCAGAGAAGCCUGGUCAAGCUGAACCUCAGCAGGCCUGUGUCAGCACCGCCAAGGGCAGCGCUUACAGUCCGUCCCUAUCGGAUGGAGCGGUGACUCCCGCGCAGGUAGGGGUGUGGGAGUGGAUCCACACACCCAAAGGGACAAAGAACCACCUCCAGAUGAAACUGAAACUCAUGUCUAAAGAUCCGAAGCUGCUGCGUCCUUGUGCUGUACAGCUGGUGGAUGUUCURUCUGUCCCAGAGUCAGUGAUUGAAAGCAACCCCGGGAAAACUCAAACAGCCAGCCACAGCUCAGGCUGGCCUCCACCCAAAGACAUCCGUCGACAUCAGGGUCCUCACACGGGCCAUCGCCUCUGCUGCUUCACCCAGUGCGAGAACGGCAUCUGGCGCCUCCAGAAGAUCGUCACCCACUCCCGGGAUGGCUACGUCUGCAACCUGUGCGAGAAGGUGUUCAAGCGAAGGAAGAUUCUGCGUCGGCACGAGCGCUUCCACACGGGAGAGAGGCCCUACCCGUGUUCUACCUGCUCCAAGACCUUCGCCCUGAGGAAGAGCCUCCGGCGCCACCUGAGGUUCCACACCGGUGAGAGACCCCACACCUGCUCUCAUUGCAGCAAAAGCUUCCGCCUGCGAGACAACCUGAAGGCCCACCUGAGGUUUCACUCAGGGGAGAAACCUUUCAGCUGCCUCUCCUGUGGAAAGAUGUUCAGGAUCAUGAGGAACCUGGAGAAACACAAACUGAACCAGUGUGAAGCCUUUGUUCCUUCAUUUAGAGCGAUAGCUGGCCUGCAGCUGUGAUGGAGGGAAAAACCAGCUGGAAGUGGCAGCUAUAACCUGUGUCUACCUCACAGAGAAAACACUGAAUCACUGUCCUGUAAGCUGAAACCAGAACACUUAAAGCUACAACUGAGACAGAAGCUAUGAACCAUUCCAGGUGUGUGUUGCAACAAAUACAGAUUUUUCCUUAGAAAUAAUAACAAAGGUUGCAGUUUCAUGAACACUUUUCUUCCCGUUCUUUUUCCUUAGUUUUUACAUUCUUGUCAAAAACCCCUCGCCUGCUGAUCCYCAAGAGUACAAGGAUGGUGCAACGGUUCUGCUCAACACUACAAUCAAUCCGAUUUUUUUAAUGAUUAGUCUUUCUGAUACCGAUCCGAUAGCUUUAUUUCUUUAUUUCUUUCCAAGUGACAAGGUUGUUAGUAUUAAAGCGAGUCKUGCUGUUCCCACCAUGAGAACCAUCCAGUUUGCAUAUUUUGCAAGCUGCAGUUUCAGCAUCAUUGUUUUCCAUUGAAAAGUGUUCCCACAUUGUGGACAUGGUUGCGUACUUGUGUGCGUCAUGACUUCUUAACAGCAGUUGUAAAGCAUGAUGAUGCUGAAAACUGGAUCGGCCCGAUUACAUGACUAAAUCCGAUUCUACCCGAUUUUCAAAAAAUGGCCAUAUCUACCACCAAUACCGAGUAUCUGAUUGGGACAUCCCUACUCAAUACUUUAUAAACUCUGCRAAAAACUAGCGUUCAUUAAAAUACAUGAAUGUUUCUGCCUUUUAUGACUGUUUUUGAGAUCCUCUUGUGUUGCAAAAUAAUGGGAGUUGAUAUAGUUUUUUUUURCUUUUUUAUCUGUCACACUCUGAGUCUGUGUUGAGUGACUCUUGAAUACUACCACGUCAAAAUUUAGCUCAUCUGUUUAAUAUAAUUUUGUCGUUGCUAGGGGUAAUUAGCUGUGGCGGUCAUCUUGAUUUAAAUUAACUCUUAAAGUGAUGAACAAUUCAAAGAUACAUUGAAGUUCAUGAUGGUACAUGAAAUAUUUUGCUUACAAACGAACAAGACUGACUGCAACUGUUAAUGCUAAACUUAGGCAAAGAUUAUGACGUGAAAACACUGGAAAAAACAGACUGAAAAUUGCAGACAGGGCUACUGAUUCAUUUUCCAUAUUAAUAGCUUAACCUUUGUUUAAACACACCUGCUGUGUUGAGGACAAAGUGGAAAAUAAAGCAGCAGCCAUCAUUAUGUUUUCUCAUAAAGCUUUUCCACUUAAAGGGAUCCAUUAGACAUUAUUUGAUAAACAUAUAUUUUAACUGUAAAAUAAAUACUUUAAAAAUACUGUAG
Molecule: messenger RNA, 2953 nt
Organism: Austrofundulus limnaeus
Lineage: Eukaryota; Metazoa; Chordata; Actinopteri; Cyprinodontiformes; Rivulidae
Product: zinc finger protein 135
Exons: 4
Coding region: 204-1649 (481 amino acids)
Biological process (GO): regulation of transcription by RNA polymerase II
Molecular function (GO): DNA-binding transcription factor activity, RNA polymerase II-specific; RNA polymerase II cis-regulatory region sequence-specific DNA binding
Source: RefSeq, a predicted model, not a curated record